Molecule: messenger RNA, 2718 nt
Organism: Solanum pennellii
Lineage: Eukaryota; Viridiplantae; Streptophyta; Magnoliopsida; Solanales; Solanaceae
Exons: 4
Coding region: 584-2407 (607 amino acids)
Source: RefSeq, a predicted model, not a curated record
GCCUUUUUCUCUCUUUACUCUUUCACCUAUACAUACAUAUUUCUGUAUGUCUCUAUCAUGUUUUCACUCGUUUAUAGAUGUGGGGUGGUGGGGUUAAGGGGGGUUUGGUUUACUCCAUAGAUUGGACCUUGAAAAUGCAAGAUUUCAGCAAAUCUUGGACCCCACCAUUGCCUAUUCUAUAGUUUUGCCUAAUUUUUCCAAGAAACCAAACAUGGCUUAUGCACCCCAUCCCAUCUUUGAACCCCAUUUAGUUGAAUUUAGCUAAAGAUUUCACCUUUAUCUAUUAUUUAUAUGUUUGGUUUGGUAUUCUUCUUCUAGAAUCAAGAUUUGUCUAAAAACAGUUAUUUUGUAGUUGGAGGUGAAAGUGGUGGAUGAGGUUUCUUCCAUGUGGUAUACUUUUGUAGAAGGGAUUGAAAGAGCUUAAAGCUUGAUCUGCAAGGUGAAUUUGAAGUGGGGUUUCAUAUUCUUUUGGAGUGCUGGUGGAUUUCGGUCUCUUUGUAUAACCGUGUUUAUACUGUAGAAGGUGAAGGAAGAAAGUUCAUUUUAUCUGUUUUCUAAUGUUUAAUCACCUUGGAGGUGGAAUAUGGAAAACAGAAACAUGGACAAGGAUGGACCUAAUAAAGAAGGUUUAUUGCAGUUUGUGAACAAGGAAGAACAAGCAGAGGAGAAUAGUUGUUUGUCGACAAGAUUAAUAGAAGAGUUAGAACCACAGCACCUACGUAGAUUAGAAAACCCGCAUUUUACUGGAAAUUGCGCUGAGAAAUUGUUCUUUCAUAAUUCUCUUGGCUUACAAAAUAAGCUUCCGAAGCAUAUAAUAAGUUUUGACGAAAGAUACUUCCUUCGCUGCCUUGAAUUGGUACACAUACACUCCACAUGUAACUUCUCUUCAAAGAUGCAAAUUUUAUCAAAGAGUUCAGGUUCAAGAGAGGUCAGAAAUGAAAAUCUCCGCACUAAUGGUAAUCUGGCGACCGAAUGUCCUCAAGCUGUGGGGAUUGAGUCAAGUUAUGUCCCUGACUCCUCCGCGGAGUGGAUUCUUGGUGCUAUAACUGGUAGUAAGAGUAUGCUGAACAUUUUAAAGAGUCCCUUACUUAAUCAAUUUGGAUCUGUUAACUGUACUGUUGAUUCUGGAAAGGAAAAUAUACAUGACAGUGAAGAAGGAAGUUUUUCUGAUUUCAUGAGCUCUCCCGGUGGUUUUAGUGUCAGUUCAGCACAGAAGCUACAGAAGGAGAUGACAGAUCAUGGAUCUGAGCAUGUACACAGAAGGGUUCUUUCUGUAUCUAGUACAGCUUCGACAUGCUCGGAUCAAUCAUGUCUUUCAGCAGCUGCCCCUAUAUCUCAAGGAAUGCUCCAGAGGAGAUGGAAAAAUGGUUUACCACAUUAUGUCUUUUCCAUAGAUGGUAAAAAGGAAGUUUAUGUAGCUGAUCUGCUGAAGAUUGACUCACCUGAUGAUAAGUUUCUCGAUUAUGUUUACACAUUUCAUUCAAGACAAGAAAGCAAAAAGGAACGCGCCUUCUCUGCAAGGGAAUCACAACUUGUAGGUAAAAUGACUGUGUCAACUUCAGUGACACUCAGCUCAACCAAGUUGGAGAUUAUGGAGACGCGAUUUGUUGUGUUUGGUUCCAUGGAUCAAUAUAUGGAUGAGAUACAAACAAGUCAUAUCCUCAGGAAGAACAAAAAGUUGGCAAAGAAAGUAACAGAUGUGUUCAGAACUAGUCAGUCUUAUAAGCAGAGAAGCUUAUCCAAGUUCGGGGGAACAAGCGCCAUUCUUGAAGAUGCUUCGUGGACGCCAUCCAUAGAUAUGUAUGAUGAUUAUUAUUCAUGCGGCAAUGCUCUUUUAGAUCAGCAGAUUCCGCCAAAUUUUGAGCUGGCUGCCAUUGUUACCAGAGAUCCUCUUAAUGACAGCUCCAAGGAGGCAGAGAAGGGUGGCUGGGGUAUGAAGUUUCUCAAGAAAUCUCCGACUGGAAGUAAAAAUGCACCUCCUGAGAUAUCGGUGGAAUGUCGUUCACGUGGCACCAGUGAUUGCUCAACAAGCACAGAUGUUAUAAUUCCAAGUGGUUUUCAUGGUGGACCUAGAAGCAGACAUGCUGGGCCGUCAAGCCUGUUGGAGCGGUGGAGCUCUGGUGGGCACUGUGAUUGUGGAGGCUGGGAUCUCGGGUGCCCCCUCACAGUUCUUAAAACUGGAAAUGAAGCUUCAUCACAAACUACAUCUGGGGACUGUCAAACUUUUGAUCUCUAUAUACAGGGUUCGAAACAAAGUGCACCAGUCAUGAAAAUGUCGAAUAUUCAUGAUGGUUUGUAUUACAUCCAUUUUCAUUCGACUCUAUCAGCUUUGCAGUCUUUCGCCAUAGCUGCUGCUUUCAUUCAUAGACAUAGUCCUUUCCUACGACCGAAACUGUACAGGAAGUGAAGUAAGAUGACACAAAGUAUGGUAUCUGUUGUUAUAGCUCUCUUUCUUUAAAAGAAGUCAUUCAGACAAAUCGACCAUUAGAAAUGGUUCAAAGAUAUAACAUCUGAUUGUCUCUCAUGUUCAUUAAUUUAUCUUAGCUGGUAGAGUAUUAGAUAGGAAAUUCGUUUGUUAGCUCACAUUAUCAUUUUGUUAGUGUAAUGAAUGAUACACUUUAGAAGCAGCGGUCAGUGUACAAAUCGUCUAUUGGAUGGGGGGACAUCCAUUUGUACCGUUGAUUAAGUUAAUGAAAGUCGAAACAUAUUGAUUUUUGA